Messenger RNA from Xenopus tropicalis (tropical clawed frog), 2505 nucleotides. Its product is annotated as filaggrin-2-like. The transcript is spliced from 2 exons. The record is from RefSeq and is a predicted model, not a curated record. Gene Ontology annotation, molecular function: DNA binding. Lineage: Eukaryota; Metazoa; Chordata; Amphibia; Anura; Pipidae. The coding region runs from base 3 to 2147 and encodes 714 amino acids.
GGAUGGAGGAUCAACACGGCAAAGUCCAGACUAACACCUUCCCAACGCAUGCCUUUCCUAGGCAUGGUAUUCGACACGGCGGAGCAGAGAGUGUUUCUCCCACUGGAGAAGAUUGCCAGGAUCCAGAGCCUUGUCCGUCAGCUCCUACGCAACCCCCAACCCUCCGUCCGCCUGGCCAUGCAGGUGCUGGGGUCACUUGUGUCCUCCAUAGAAGCAGUUCCCUUUGCCCAAUUCCACCUAAGGGCCCUACAAUGGAACAUCCUGGAUCAAUGGAACCGCAGCUCUCUUUCCCAGCCGAUCAACAUUCUGCCCAAGACGAGAGUGGCCCUGACCUGGUGGCUCAACCAAGCCCACCUGGAAAAAGGACGCUCCCUACAGGAACCCCAGUGGCUCAUACUUACCACGGAUGCCAGUCUCCAAGGCUGGGGCGCAGUCCUGGGACACCUUACCGCACAGGGAACCUGGACGGCUGCGGAAGCCCGCCUUCCGAUCAAUAUCUUGGAAAUCAGGGCGGUACGCCUAGCUCUCUACCAUUGGCAGAACCAACUCACAGGGCGCGACAUCAAGGUCCAAUCGGACAACGCCACCACCGUCGCUUACCUCAAUCACCAAGGGGGCACGAGGAGUCGACAGGCCCUCAAAGAGGUCAGCCGCAUUCUAACGUGGGCAGAAGCGAGGGAAGUCCGCCUCUCUGCCAUCUACAUUCCCGGCCUCGAAAACUGGCAAGCCGACUACCUCAGCCGACAACGGAUCGAUCCGGGGGAAUGGGCUCUGAACCCCGGAAUAUUCCAAGACAUCGUAGAUCGCUGGGGCCUUCCAGAGGUGGACCUCAUGGCCUCCCGUCACAACCGCAAGGUGACACAAUUCAUGUCCAGAUGCCGAGACCCCCUAGCGUUGGCAGCAGACGCCCUAACGACUACGUGGGACUUCGAUCUCGCAUAUGCCUUCCCGCCUCUCCCUCUUCUUCCAAGGGUCAUCAGAAAGAUCAGAUCAGAGCGAUGCACAGUCAUCCUGAUAGCUCCUCAUUGGCCAAGAAGAGCAUGGUUCACCGAACUGAUGGCUCUCAGCAGAUCAGAACCGUGGCCGCUACCUCAGACCCCCGAUCUACUCGCUCAGGGACCAAUCCUUCAUCCCAAUCCAGCCUUCCUGAAUUUGACGGCGUGGAGAUUGAGUCGAUAGUCCUCAGACGUAAAGGAUUCUCCCGUGACGUCAUACGCACCAUGAUGGCAGCCAGAAAACCCGUCUCUUCCAAGACCUACCACCGAGUAUGGAAGACCUACAGAGACUGGUGCGAAAACACUGGCCACUCCUUUCAGGACCUAUCGGUCCCUCGCCUCCUGUCCUUCCUACAAUCAGGUCUGGACAAAGGUCUGUCGCUAGGCUCCCUCAAAUCUCAGAUCUCCGCACUCUCUGUGCUCUUCCAACAACGUCUAGCCAUCCUACCCGACGUCUCCACAUUCAUCCAAGGGGUAGCACACAUUUGCCCUCCCUUCCGGGAACCUCUGCCCCCAUGGGAUCUCAAUCUGGUCCUUUCUGCCCUACAAACUCCUCCAUUCGAGCCGCUAGCCACCAUUCCCCUAGCCUGGCUAUCCUGGAAGACCGUAUUCCUUCUGGCCAUCGCCUCAGCUCGCAGGGUGUCAGAAAUCAGCGCACUGUCCAGUCAACCUCCAUACCUGAUAUUCCACGAGGAUCGAGCAGUACUACGGACCAUUCCAUCCUUUGUCCCUAAGGUGGUCUCGGCCUUCCACAUCAACCAAGAUAUCACCGUUCCAUCAUUCUGUCCUAAUCCGGCAUCACCCAAGGAGGUAGCGCUACACUCCCUCGACCCAGUGAGGGCCCUUAAAUUCUACCUACAUCGCACCCGAGACUUUCGAGCCACAACCUCUCUAUUCGUCCUCCAUUCCGGCCAUCGGAAAGGACACCAGGCAUCCAAGACCACCAUAUCUCCUCCCAUUCACAUCACAGCUCAUUCUACCCGGGGCAUAGGAUCUUCCUGGGCCUUCAGAAACAGAGCUUCAGCCGAUCAGGUCUGUAGGGCCGCCACUUGGUCCUCCAUUCACUCUUUCACCAAAUUCUACCAAUUCGAGAUCUUCGCAGCAUCUGACGCGCACUUCGGUAGAAAAGUGCUCCAGGCGGCAAUAAAUUAGUCCUCCUAUUUGACCUACUAUCCGCUUCUCCCACCCUGAGAGCAAGGGACAGCUUUGGUAUGUCCCCAUGGUCCCUGUGUCCCACAGACACCUGUUAGAGAAAAGGAAAUUUUGUGAUACUCACCGUUAAAUCCUUUUCUCUCAGGGUGUCUGUGGGACACAGGGCUUCCCCCCCUGGAAGCGGAUAAACCUUCUGAACUUCCUUCUGCCUACAUGUACAUAGUUUUCAAGUUGACUGUUACCUUGUGGUUCUUUGUGACAAAACUGGUGAAGGCAGGAAGUACUGGGGGGUAUAGCAGCAGGGAGGAGGGGUUAGUUCUCUUCUUCCUCUUCUAGUGUCCUGCCUCCUGCUGGUACC